Messenger RNA from Carya illinoinensis, 5007 nucleotides. RefSeq names its product NAD-dependent protein deacylase SRT2. Gene Ontology annotation, molecular function: NAD+ binding; NAD-dependent protein lysine deacetylase activity. The record is from RefSeq and is a predicted model, not a curated record. Bases 16 to 1203 code for a protein of 395 amino acids. NCBI's taxonomy places the organism in Eukaryota, Viridiplantae, Streptophyta, Magnoliopsida, Fagales, Juglandaceae. The transcript has 10 exons.
ACUUGACAAUAUGAGAUGGACUCUGAUACCAUUUACAAUGAAACAAGCAAAUGCAAGUCUCAUCUGCAUGAAACCCCAAUAGGACAUGUUGCCCUCAGAAGUGCAACAAGUGAAGUGCUGGGGGGUUUCAUGACAGGUGUUGUUCAAUCAAGAAGCAAAAAAUGGCAAUCUCCAAGCGGAGGAAGAAGAGUCAUAUUGUUCCAGUGCCCUGUAAAGUCUGUACAAACUUCAUGCCGGGUUUCAAUCCCUGUGACCUCACCGGGGAGAGAAGAAAAGAUGUCUACAAAUUUUUUGAGGGAUAAGAAGUUAGUUCCUGAUUCAGAUCCUCCUAGCAUCAAUGAUGUCAAACUUUUGUAUCAAUUUUUUGAUCAAAGCACCAAGCUCACGGCAUUGACUGGAGCUGGAAUGAGCACAGAGUGUGGUAUUCCUGAUUAUAGAAGCCCCAAUGGAGCUUAUAGUUCUGGUUUCAAACCAAUUACCCAUCAGGAGUUUCUGCGAUCCAGUCGGGCCCGUAGGCGGUAUUGGGCAAGAAGCUAUGCAGGAUGGAGACGGUUUUCUGCAUCACAGCCUGGUGCAGCUCAUAUUGCUUUAGCAUCUCUAGAAAGGGCCGGCCGUAUAAAUUUUAUGAUUACACAAAAUGUUGAUAGGCUGCACCAUCGUGCUGGUAGCAACCCGCUUGAACUACAUGGGACCGUAUAUACUGUAAUUUGUCUAGAUUGCGGUUUUUCUUUUAAUCGGGAUUUAUUCCAGGAGCAAGUGAAGGAGCUUAAUCCAAAGUGGGCAGCAGCAAUUGAAAGUUUGCGGUAUAGCAGCCGUGGGUCGGACAAGAGCUUUGGCAUGAAGCAGAGGCCUGAUGGUGAUAUUGAAAUUGAUGAAAAAUUUUGGGAAGAGGAUUUUCAUAUCCCUACUUGUGAAAAAUGCAAUGGUGUGCUAAAACCUGGUGUUGUUUUCUUUGGUGAUAAUGUCCCCAAAGAUAGUGCUGAUAAGGCAAUGGAAGCUGCAAAAGGAUGUGAUGCAUUUCUUGUAUUGGGAUCGUCUGUGAUGACCAUGUCUGCUUAUCGACUAGUCAGGUGGAGGAGAUGCAAGCUGUUAUUGGGAUUUCAUAUGAAGGGGAUGAAGAUAAAUUUAUGGCCCUUCUUAUGGCAAUUGAAGAGAGGCGGUCGAAGUCAAAGACUAAGCAGAACAGGGAUCUUAAAAGGCUAACUUGUUCCAUUAAUUAUGAUGCAAAGGAGGGAAGUAGUGGUAGGGAUAGAGUGAAAGGGAGGGGCAAUCUCGGUUUACAUGCGGCCUAAGAUCAUCUCUUGGAAUGUGCAGGGGCUUAACGAUCGCAAUAAACACCUCCACAUCAAAUCUUUAUUGCGGUUAUGGAAGGGGGAUGUGGUAUGUUUUCAAGAAACUAAACUCAGUUUUAUUGAUAGAAAAAUUGUGCGGAGUUUAUGGGGGUGCUCAUAUGUGGGAUGGGCCUAUCUGGCCUCUUUGGGAGCUUCAGGCGGAGUAUUAUUAAUGUGGGAUAGAAGAGUGGUUGAGGCGAUUGAGGAGUGUAUCGGGGAGUAUACGGUAGCAACACUUUUCAAAAAUGUGGUUGACGGGUGGGCAUGGGCUUUUGCGGGGUCUUACGGGCUGAAUUUGGACAGAGAAAGGGGGAGGCUUUGGGAAGAGUUGGCAGGGCUGCACUCUUUGUGGGAUGUAUCAUGGUGCAUGGGGGGGGGGGGGAGGGAUUUUAACGUUACUCGCUUCCCUAGUGAGAGAUCAGGGCACUGUCGGAAUUCUGCGGCCAUGGAGGAGUUCUCCGAGUUUAUCUUUGAGCUGGAUCUCAUGGAUCCCCCCCUUAUGGGGGGCGAGUUCACUUGGUCAAACGGUCGGGUUUGGUCAAAAUUGGAUCAAUUCCUUGUUUCUCCUGCAUGGGAAGUACACUAUCUGGAGGUUUGUCAGAAACGGUUAGCAAGAAUAAAUUCAGACCACUUUCCUAUUCUUUUAGAUUGUGGGGGUAUUCAUAGUGGGCGUUGGUACUUCAAGUUUGAGAACAUGUGGCUUGCAACGGAUGGGUUUGUAGAGAUGGUCUGUACUUGGUGGGCCUUGUAUCAGUUCUUUGGCACCCCAAGCUUCAUUCUUGCAGGUAAAUUGAAGGCACUGAAACAAGAUAUGAAGAAGUGGAACUUGGAAGUAUUUGACCACAUUGACAAUCAGAAGUCCUCUCUCCUAGAGGAAUUGCAGGAUCUAGAGAGGAGGGAGCUGUUGGGAGAGACCUCAGAGGAGGUGCUUUUGAGGAAGGGCACGGUUUUGGCAAAUCUAGAGAGGGUCUUGUUGUCAAAGGAGAUUUCUUGGCGCCAAAAAUCCAGAGCUCUUUGGUUGAAAGAAGGUGACAAGUGCACAAAAUACUUUCACAAAGUGGCCAAUUCACACCAGCGCAGUAACGCCAUUGAAUCUCUACACUCAGAUAACCAAGUGAUAUCUUCUGCUUCUGAUUUAGAAAACCAUAUUACGAAUUAUUAUGAGCGUCUUUUUUCGGAACCGGCUGGUUGGAGGCCAAAGCUGGAUACCUUGUCCUUUAAAACUAUUGAUCCUCAGAGCGUAAUUACUUUGGAGAGACCGUUUGAGAAAGACAAGAUUUACAAGGUCAUUUCUGGUAUGGCCAAAGACAAAGCGACGGGGCUGGAUGGGUUCUCAAUGGGGGUUCUUCCAAACUUGUUGGGACAUCGUUAAAGGUGAUGUUUUGCAAGUCUUCAGUGAAUUUCUUUCUUUUCAAAAGUUUAAAAAAUCUCUUAAUGCGACAUUCAUUGCUCUCAUACCAAAGAGACACGGGCUUCUGUUAUUAAGGAUUUCCGCCCUAUAAGCUUGAUUAGUGGUGUAUAUAAGAUUAUCUCGAAGGUCCUUGCCAACCGCUUAAGCCCGGCGCUGGAACAGAUUAUCUCCAAGCCUCAUAAUGCUUUUAUUCGUGGAAGACAAAUUCUUGACUCGGUGCUCAUUGCAAAUGAGUGCUUGGAUCAUAGAUUGAGGGAGGGUGAACCAGGUAUUUUAUGCAAGCUUGACAUAGAGAAGUCUUACGAUCAUGUGAAUUGGGAGUUCCUUCUGUAUAUGCUUAGGAGGAGUGGUUUUGGCGAUAGAUGGAUUACUUUGAUGCAUCAUUGCAUUUCAACAGCUCGGUUCUUAGUUUAAGUAAAUGGUACACCGGCUGGUUUUUUUGACAGAUAUCGUGGUUUGAGGCAAGGAGACCCUUUAUCUCCCCUUUUGUUUGUUAUAGUUAUGGAGGCUCUUAGCCAAAUGGUUCAGGUAGCUGUUAGCGGAGGUUUCUUAUCUGGCUUCAAGGUGGGUAAUGGCAUGGUUAUGAUCUCUCAUUUAUUAUUUGCAGAUGAUACCCUACUCUUUUGUGAAGCAAAUAAGAACCAGAUCCAAGCUCUACGGGCAUUGUUACUUUGCUUUGAAGCAGUGUCGGGGCUCAAGGUGAAUCUUGGUAAGUCUGAGAUGGUUCCGGUGGGUGCGGCUUCAAAUAUACGCAGCUUAGCUAGUUUUUUGGAUUGCCAGGUGUCUUCGUUGCCUUUGAAAUACCUAGGCCUUCCUCUGGGAGCUACUUUUAAGGCUAGAGCGAUUUGGGAUGGGGUAGUGGAGAAGAUAGAGAAAAGAUUGGCUGGCUGGAAACAGAUGUACUUAUCGAAAGGGGGUCGACUCACUCUUAUUAAAAGCACCCUUAUGAAUCUUCCCACUUAUUUUCUAUCUUUGUUCCCAUUGCCAGCAGGGGUGGGAAACAAAAUUGAGAAACUCUUUAGGGCGUUCCUAUGGGGGGCCAUGGGGGAGGAGAAGAAAUUCCAUCUGGUUAGAUGGAAGACAGUUUGUGAUCCUGUCGUAUAGGGGGGGUUGGGAGUGUGUGACUUGAGAACCUUCAAUAAAACUCUUUUGGGGAAAUGGUUAUGGAUAUACCAAUCGGAGGGGGAUGCAUUGUGAAAGGAAAUCAUUGUCGCUCACUAUGGAGAUACCUGGGGCGGUUGGUGUUCCAAUGAAGGGAGAGAGGGGUAUGGUUUGGGUUUAUGGAAGUUUAUAAGAAGGGGGUGGUCUUGUUUCGAGAAUCAUAUUCGAUUCGUUGUGGGAGAAGGCAAUAGAAUCAGUUUUUGGCGGGACGUGUGGUGUGGAGAUUAUGCUUUGGAAAAAGUUUUUCCGAACCUUUAUCGCAUUGCUGCUAAUAAAGAGGCUUCGGUUGCGAAUAUGCGGUCCCUCUAUAAUGGCACUAUUCAGUGGGAUGUUCUUUUCAACAGGAACUUUCAUGAUUGGGAAUUAUCUUCUAUUUCAGAUCUUUUCAAACUUCUAUACUCCAUGGGGACUCCUAUGAUACAGUGUGACCGUGUGAAGUGGAGGUGUAAUAAUCAGAAGAAAUUUACGAUAAAGGCGUAUUACAAAAUUUUGACCACACAAAACCUCCCUCUGUUCCCUUGGAAGAAUAUUUGGCGGUCGCGUGUACCUUCCAAAGUAGCAUUCUUCAUCUAGAAUGCAGCACUUGGGAAGAUCUUGACCACGGAUAAUUUGAGGAAGAGGGGGUGUGUAGUGAUGGAUUGGUGCUAUACGUGCAAAAAGAAUGGAGAAUCUGUAGAUCACCUUCUAUUACAUUGUGAGAUCACAAGAGAGAUAUGGGAUGAGAUUUUCCAAAGGGUCAACAUUGCUUGGGUGAUGCCUUUGAGGGUAGUGGACAUGCUGGGGUGUUGGAGGAAGAUACAAGGUUGCCAGCAAGUGGCAGCAGUAUGGAAGAUGAUUCCACUAUGUAUCAUGUGGUGUAUCUCGUUGGAAAGAAAUGCACACUAUUUUGAAGACAAGGAACGCACUAUGGAGGAGCUAAAGAACUUUUUCUUUCAAACUUUAUUGCUUUGGUUUUCUGCUAUUGUACUAAAUGGGGACAAUGUUCAUGAUUUCCUGUCUUUGAUUCCUUGCUCGUAGAAUGUUUUUAUGUACCUGAUGUAUACUUCCUGUAUAUAAGGGCCAUACAUGUUCUCUUAUGAUCAAUAAUAUUUAUCUUUUACUUAU